GGUUUGAAUGUUGGUAUUGAUAGGUCGGUAUAUGAUAAUUAAUAUUGGGACAAACAUGUUUGCUAAUAACACUAAUCCUGCGGUUUGGUUGACUGCAUUAGUUGUACAAAUUACAACUAAUAUUAUGUUUUGUUUUAUUGAUUUGUAAUUGUUAUGUGGGAUUGUGAGUAAAAAGUCUUAAAUGUCCUCCAAUUUACAACACCUCACCUACCAUCACUUCUCCACUGUUUCGUAAAAAAAUAAAACAACCCCAUUAAACAUUUUCUAUACAACUCAUCUUCUCCCCUAAUUUUGUCUGAAACCCUAAAUUGCAUAUACCCAAAAUUGUAAUAUAGCCAUGAACGUUUUAAUAUCUUAGUACAAAUCUUGUGAAAAUGAGUAGUUCUAGUAGUGGUGUGAAUAGCAGAUCAAGUAAUAACAAAUAUGAUGGAGGUGUUUUGCAUUCCCCAUAUCCAGAAUAUUGUGAUUGUGGCUUGAAGGUCCGGGUACAAACGUCUUGGACGGUGGCGAAUCCGGGACGACGUUUUAUAACUUGUCCUAAUAAAGGGGCAAAUAGCUGCCGAUUUUAUUUUUGGUGUGAUCCCGAAAUGUGUGCAAGGUCGAAGCAAAUCAUCCCCGGGCUGUUGAAAAAAAUAAAUGCUUUGGAAUGUCAAUUAGAGCUGAAGAAGAAGGAAGUUAAAACAUCGUAUGCUAGGUUUGCUGGUUAUACAACGGCUAUUGUUGUCGGCGGAUGCAUCUUAUGUCUUAUGUUAAGCUAGUAUAUUGGUAUUUGUAUGGUCGUCGGCGGAUGAAUCUUAUGUAUUAUUUUAAGAUAAUAUAUUGGUAUUUGUAAUGUUUUGAAACAAUAUUCGUGUUUUGAUUCAUGCGGCAAAAUUGGUACCUCGUUUCAUUUUGGUGUGUGGGGAUUCUAUUGUAAUAUAUGUUGGUGGUGAUUCCUUGUUCA
Molecule: messenger RNA, 943 nt
Organism: Erythranthe guttata (spotted monkey flower)
Lineage: Eukaryota; Viridiplantae; Streptophyta; Magnoliopsida; Lamiales; Phrymaceae
Source: RefSeq, a predicted model, not a curated record